ACUUUGCCACCCAAUUUCUGCAUGAAUAUAUUUUUCUGGGAUGUAGUUUUAUUACUUUGCAUUUAAUGUGUUAUUGAUUAAACUGGCCAAUACAUUUAGACUCAAUGCUUAUGACAUGUUCAAAGUACUGAGAUAAAAUCCCGUAUGAUUCCAGUGUUUUGCUUUCUGUAAGUACUGAAUUUCAUCUUGCCUCCAGCUGAUAGCAACGACAUUUGGAAAAAAAAAAAGAGCGUGAGGCAGCUCUUCUGAUAUUUUUGGAUGCCAAUUUGGAAAGCGUUUUGGAAUAUCUGCUUAACCCAUUGUGUCAGAUUUCAGAUGCACAAAAUUGAGAGUGCUCUAAUUGUAAGCUCAACACAUCAUGAUGCUGCAGCUGUUUAAAGACAAAAAUGAAUGCUCUCAAAUCCCAAACAUAUGUUGCAUUUCAAAUAAAAUGUUGGGGUUUUUUAAAGCACAGGCUGCUUUCUGCCAAGAUUGAGGUAGACCUCUGUGAUCUGGUUUCUGUAUUUAUAGAAGCCGAAUCAAAGCUUUCUCCUGCAAGAAAACAAUGAUCAGCUUCCGAGCAUGUGAUCUCAUGGUGCUGAUGUGAAACUCUUUCAGAUGCUGUCUCCCUCCUUCCUUCCGCAUUCCUUUGCUGUACUUCUCCAGUAGCGUGUUGCUAUAUAAGUGCUCAGCUGCAAUGCCCUGUAACCAGCUCCUGCCUGAGCCCAGCUGAUAGAUAAGCAUGAGAUCACCGUGGCACAGCUGCAUGUGUAGUCACUCUUGAAGCAAUUGCACACCUAAUUGGCUGACAAUCUUGGCAUUUUUAAAACAAACUUAAGCCUUUUAAAGACAGGGGACGUAUUUAUGUAUGAGUAGUCCAGUAAACCUGUUGGGUGUCAUCAAUGGAGCCCUCUGGCACUGAACAGUUGUGUGAUGACCCUGAUCCUGGAGGCAGAUACCAAGAUCAAGAGACCAAAAAACAACAUGAAUCAGAGCAAAAAUUAUCCAAAAUAACCCAUAAUGCUUUGGAGAACAUUAAUGUGAUUGGCCAAGGCUUGAAGCACCUUUUCCAGCAUCAGCGCAGGAGGUCAUCAGUUUCUCCGCAUGAUGUUCAGCAAGCCCAGGCUGAUCUGGAGCCUGAAAUGGAUCUGGAAAGCCAAAGCGUCUGUGCUGAAAUUGAUGGUGUCUCCACCCACCCCACAGCUCUGAACCGGGUGCUUCAGCAGAUCAGAGUGCCACCUAAAAUGAAGAGAGGGACGAGCCUGCACAGCAGGCGGGGCAAGGCAGAUGCCCCGAAAGGAAGCCCGCAGAUCAACAGGAGGUCUGCCCAAGAUAUUCAGACAGGUCGGCCUAGAUCGUCAUCUACUACAGAUGCUCCCACAAACUUGUCCGUGAUGGAGAUUGCUUCUUCUGUCUAUGUAGGUGGAGAGGAGGCCACAGCAGCAGCAGACUCAAACUUUCUUGGAAAAUCGCAGUUGAUUAAUGCUGUGACCCAGGAAUCCCGCUGGACUGAGACUUUGAGGAACAGCAUUUUGGUGAUAACAUGGGUUGUAAGGAAGAUGCAGAGCCCUUUGUGCCCUCCUAGACUGCAGAUGAUCGAGCGAUUGGAAGUCAGCAGCUUAGCGCAGACCUCCAGUGCAGUGGCCUCGAGCACUGAUGGCAGCAUCAAUGCGGACUCCGUUGAUGGGACCCCAGAUCCUCAGCGUACAAAAGUGGCCAUCACGCACCUGCAACAGAAGAUACUGAAGCUGACCGAGCAGAUCAAAAUCGAACAAACAGCCCGCGAUGACAAUGUGGCGGAGUACCUGAAACUGGCCAACAACGCAGACAAGCAGCAGAGUGCCCGCAUUAAGCAAGUGUUUGAGAAGAAAAAUCAAAAGUCAGCCCAGACCAUCUUGCAGCUGCAGAAGAAACUAGAACAUUACCAUCGAAAGCUGCGAGAGAUUGAACAGAAUGGGAUCCCUCGGCAGCCGAAGGACGUCUUCAGGGAUAUGCAUCAGGGUUUGAAAGAUGUUGGAGCAAAAGUCACUGGCUUCAGUGAGGGAGUAGUAGACAGCGUAAAAGGUGGACUUUCCAGUUUCUCCCAAGCCACACAUUCAGCAGCAGGAGCCGUGGUUUCCAAGCCCCGGGAGAUUGCCUCCCUCAUAAGGAACAAGUUUGGGAGUGCAGACAAUAUUGCUAAUCUGAAAGACUCCUUAGAAGAAGGCCAGGAAGAUGGGACAGGCAGCAAGGCUCUAGGUGUUAUUCAGAACUUUCAGUCAAGCCCAAAAUAUGGCAGUGAAGAGGAUUGCUCCAGUGCCACAUCAGGCUCAGUGGGAGCCAACAGCACGACAGGGGGCCCUGUGGGAGCUUCUAGCUCCAAAACAAACACUCUGGAUAUGCAGAGCUCAGGGUUUGAUGCAAUACUGCAUGAGAUUCAAGAAAUCCGAGAGACACAGGCAAGACUGGAAGAAUCCUUUGAGGACCUUAAGGUUCGCUAUCAGAGGGAUUACUCACUAAUAAUGCAGACUCUGCAGGAGGAGCGGUACAGAUGUGAAAGACUCGAAGAGCAGCUAAAUGACCUGACUGAGCUCCACCAGAAUGAGAUCCUCAAUUUAAAACAGGAGCUGGCCAGCAUGGAGGAGAAGAUCGCCUAUCAGUCUUACGAGCGAGCCCGGGACAUCCAGGAGGCACUGGAAGCGUGCCAGACCCGCAUCUCCAAGAUGGAGCUGCAGCAGCAGCAGCAGCAAGUGGUGCAGCUGGAGGGGCUGGAGAACGCCACGGCCAGGAACCUGCUGGGGAAGUUCAUCAACAUCCUCCUGGCUGUCAUGGCUGUCCUCCUCGUCUUCGUCUCCACUGUGGCCAACUGCGUCGUGCCCCUCAUGAAGACUCGCAAUAGGACGUUCAGCACUUUACUUGUAGUGGUUUUCAUUGCCUUUUUGUGGAAGCACUGGGACGCCAUCACCGGCUACUUGGAACGGUUCUUGUCUCCCCCCAGAUGAUGGCGGCAGGAACUGGCUGCGUUGCCCUCCUCCCGGCGCUCUCAGUGGGCAAGCGUGGCAAGGAUUAGUCAGCAGCUACUCCGCUGAAGUUUUAAAGUGUCCGAGUGAAUUUGUUUACAUUUAGAAUAACGUUUUUUCUCUGCGAGAUGCAUUGCAAUAGUAUUUUUUAGAUCUUAUUCAAGAACUCUUUUUGGCGAGAAUCCUGGAUAAUUUUUAUGUAGCAUGGUUCUCUUUGGAUGCAAAUCUUAAGAUUCUUUAAAGUGUACAAAAGAAAUAAAUAAAAUACAGAAAUUUGGAGCAUACCAAUGGGCACUUUAAAUUGUGGCUUGAACUACUGUACUAAACCUGUCAGGAAGAAGAGCUUAAGAUGAGCAAAGCUAAAUCUAGUGCACAGCCUUGAAUGAUGGUACCACAGCAAACCUGUAACACUAAACUUUUACUGUGAAGUCUGCUCACAUUCCAUGUCCAAAUGUGUGUGUUCAGAGUGGUUUCUUUCCUUAACAAGAAAAAAACGACAACGCGUGGAUCUCUCCCAGCUCAGCAUCUGGGCUCACCACUUGUGCUAACCUGACUUACGAUAGCUUUGGAUAAGGCUGGCUAAUUUUGCUAAGCAUACGGAGUGGAAGCCUCAUGCCAUACGCAGUAACUGCACAGUCCUGCUACAGUAUUUUGAAGUAGUCCUUGAAAUACUUAUCUUUAAGCAGAAGCCCUUGGUCGCACUUUUAAGGUUUUUUUUAUAUAUGUAUAUUCACAGAUUUAAAAAAAUCCAAACAGCAUACUUGAAGAGUGUAAUACUCAAACUCUCAGUGCUUCCUUAUUGUUUCUAAUAGGAUUUUUUAUUAUAAUUAUUAUUAUUAUUAUUAUUGGGGGUUUUUUUGGAAGGGGUUGGGAGGGUCAUUACAGGUUUUUUUCCUUUUAAAUAAAGAAGUGAUGUUUUUAAAUGAAGAAAUGCGUGAAUAAUUGUGAGCCGUCUUGUCCUGAAACAGUUUUGAGGAGGGCAGAGAGUAGUUUCUAGUGCCAGCCUGUCUGGAGCGCAGCGCUAUUCCUAUGCCGUUAUCUGUCCUCCUGAGCAUACGGAUGCAGCAUCAUGAAAAACAUCGAUCUUCUCCACUCGUUUUGGUCAUGCAGGGCUUUUUUUUUCUUCCUCCACAUGUGGAGGAGAGUAUGUUUAUAUUUCUCAUUUCCACGUCAUCUCUCAUUCCUGGCCUCAGGAUAACGAAUUUCUCUUCAUCCCUUCCUAGGGAAAAGACAGGUUCUUUUAAGGAAAGAAAUACUGCAUCAACAGUCCACUUAAAAGAAUGAUUGUCUCAGAAAUAUCUCUUGAUUUCAUUUUUAAAUAACCCCCCAAAAAGUGAAACCAAAGUUUUCCUCCUGUCAGGCUCUGGUAAGAUCAUUUGUGUGUCUGUGUAGAGAUCUUCUUUGUACGCUCUGUCUGGGUGGCGUGCCACAGAGAGCAUCCCCUUCUUCAGCCGUGGGGGCAAGGACGGGGUGCAGGUACCUUCCCAAAGCUCUAAAGGAAAUGUCAGCCUCAAACGUAAUGCUCGAGUCCUCGCAGCGCCUGUGGCUGGUGACCUGUCGGUACUGGCAGGCGGGCUUCGCGUCCAAGGAAUCUGUGUUGGCUCUGGGCUGGUUUUUUAACUGGUACCCCUUUCACUGUAACAAAGCCAAGAUUUCAACUUCCUUCUCCAUGAAAUCCAAAAAGACUCCAGGAUUCUCUUUCAAAACCAUUUGUGGUGUUUAGUUAGAUCUUACUGUUUUCCUUCCUUCCAGGUUUCAGUUCCCUCUAGGAACCAAACGUUGCCCAAGUGACCUAAACCGGUCGAAACCCUGCAUAUACGUAUAUGGAACGUGUGCGCCAUAUGUGUAUAUGUAUGUACAUACACAAGCCUAGGACUUCAUGCUGUGUUGCAAAUUCUGGGUUCUGAGAGAAUUCCCUCAAAGUAGGUUAACAGCCUCAAGGGUAUUCUGACUGCCAGCAGCGGCAAGCCCUCCGCUGUCCAACCAUCCUUCUUCAAAGAUUCUAUUUUUUUCCAUAGUCACAGGAAACUCAGGUACCCCUCUCCCCAAGGAUCCCAGUGCACCUCCCUCUGUCACCACAUACACUGAUCUGUCCUACACAGACAUCAAUUGCCAAUUGCAACUGACUCAAGCCAAAAAUAAUUACGCUUUCUGCAGAGUUGCAGGCAGAGCAAAGAUUGCCGAAACAUUCCCUCCCUAGACCACGCUUCCAGCCUCAGCAAAACUCUGUUCUGUUCCCCACCCUUCUCUGGCCGAUUCCAAUUGCAUGGGUAACGCGCAUCUUCCCAUUACGUUGUUUUUGUCAGAAACAAAGGUGUGAACAGCAGUAAGAACUGGUUUGGCACAAGACUGAAAAGUUUUGUGGCCUUUCUUUCUGAACCCUGGCCUUUGCACCUUUGUUUUUCUCAGUUUUGAUCACACUAGAAUUGCUCAUUAUAGGUUUUCAUGUGGUCAAAGCAGGAAGGAGUUGAAAGCCAAUGGCCCUGGACGCUCGGUGCCACUCGUCCGUAGUAUUUGAAGGAAGUGUUUAUCCCUCUUCUGCUUCGUAUCCUGAUCCCAUUUAGUGUCUCGACUCUGUCUCGUCUUCAGUAAAUACCGUUUGCUAAUUUGGCAGAAGGUGCAGGCCUAACAGAAACGGAUCACCUCAAAACUGUUUGAGGAAGGCCGUGUGCAUAUGGUUGUGGACAAUGUCUGUCUGUCUGUCUCUUUCUCUCUCGACAGUUUCCUCCAUUCCAGAAAGCUGUCUGCAGUAAUGCCAUAUAUGAUGCUGCAUCCACUUUUCAUGUCCUAACACAACUGCCAUGUGUUUUGCCUUUUGCAUUAGCAGAGCAUUUUGGGUUUUCCUCCCUCUUCAGUCGGUGAUGAUUUCUGGUAGCUUAACAAUGACGAUGUUGUUGGAAAUGUGAUUCUAGCUUUAAAGCUCCCUUUCCUUGUAAGUGGUUGUGUUUGCCUUCUCGAUGAAGCGUUCCUGGAUGACACGUAGAAGACAGUUUCCGCCGUGGAUGUGAGUGUGCGUGUGAGUACCUUUUAUUAGCCUUCCUGAUGGAUGGGAACUUCUUAGUGACCGUCUCGGUGUUGCAGAAUGUUUCCCCAGAGAUUGCAUAUUCAGAGCUGCAGCGAUUCUGAAAUUGCUUAGAUAUGUUUAGCACAUAUCCACUUGGCAUAUAAAAAGGGACGAAUAUAACGGACUGGGUUAGUUCAAAAAGCAGCAGCUCUUAAUUGAAAUUCCGUGGUUCAAAGGAAGUUCCUCUGUUUCCCACAUUGGCUUUCUCAAUGUAAAGACGAAAGAAAAUCUUGAUGCAAAAAAUUUGCCAUUGUAAAUUUUCUGAACGUCUCUUCUCUCGGCCUCCUUAGUUUAGUUUAAUGAUACUGAGCAUGCUCACAGCAAUUAUUUCAUUGGUUUAUGCCAAUCCCAUGAGUUCUUAGGCUCUGAUCAGAUUAAAUGUUGAGUUCUGUACCUGUUGCACUGGGACAGAAAAGCACUGUCUGCCAGCUUUGAAAAUAUGCAUUUUUUUUAAUUAAAAAAGCAGCAUUAUAGCAAAAGAAGCCAAGCUACAAAGGGGUUCAAGAUUGGAUAGUUCAGCCAGUUUUUAAGUGAAUUCUGAAUGUGGCUAAAGAGUUAAAGCCCUGUGUGUCUGUGUUGUGUAUGCCAGGUGGUGUAGUAGUAGGCAACUGACUUAGCUGUAAGUGUGUUUUAAAAGUGUAAAAAAAUAAACAGAAAAACUCACUUGCACGGGUUGAAAAGUACAGAAAUGACACUUGUGAACGUAACACUGUAGUUUAUAGAUCUUAAGCUGCUAAUUGUUGAGAGAGAUUUACAUUUGUCUUGUCUGAUUGUCACAGAUUGAUCUGUGACACUUUUACUGUAUAUAAAAAAACUUUAAAUAAAGAC
Messenger RNA from Egretta garzetta (little egret), 6870 nucleotides. It is a transcript of the gene TMCC1, whose product is annotated as transmembrane and coiled-coil domain family 1. NCBI's taxonomy places the organism in Eukaryota, Metazoa, Chordata, Aves, Pelecaniformes, Ardeidae. Gene Ontology annotation, cellular component: endomembrane system. Gene Ontology annotation, biological process: endosome fission; endosomal transport; endosome membrane tubulation. The transcript is spliced from 6 exons. The record is from RefSeq and is a predicted model, not a curated record. The coding region runs from base 882 to 2960 and encodes 692 amino acids.